UAAAGCGUGUUUUACGAAAUUUCAAAAUCAAAGUCCUUACUGGUAAACUCUCUCUCUCCUGUGAGCCUGCAAUUGCAACUCCCUCAAAAUUUCCAAGAAAGAACACUCUCUCCUCAAAAUUCUCAGUAAAGAAGAGUAGAAAGAAAGGAAAGGAAAGGAAGAGGAAGAGGAUGUACGAGGCUCAACGGUUUGUAGAUUUGCAGCAGAAUUCCAGCAAUUUUGGUGACCCAAAAUCAUGGCUUUCCGAAGACAGCAACAGCAAUUCUUCCCCGACUCACCUCCCAAAUCACUCUCAACUCGCUUCUUCUGCAAGUGGGAAUGUUGAUCGUGUCCUCUUCAACGAUCUUGUCGAAAUGGUUCCCCUCGUCCAGUCCCUCAUUGAUCGAAAAGUGAGCACUUCAUUUACACGGAGAGGUUCGGUGAUUUACACCAAGACUCCUUCUAGAGAAUCCUUAACCAGAAAGAUGAUUGAUCCUAGAGGCAGAAAUACUUGCCAAUCUAUUCCAACAAAAAAGAAAACGGACCAUGGUGAUAAGGAUCAAGGUAAAACUGCUAAUCAUAAUCAAGAUGCAGAUAGCUUUGCAAUCCUUUCUUCCUCCAGGGCUGUGCCGACAGGGAAGGAUGCUGAAGAGUUAAUCGCUUUGAGGGAGCAAGUGGAAGAUCUGCAAAGGAAAUUGUUGGAGAAAGACGAACUUUUGAAAUCAGCAGAAGUUUCAAAGAAUCAGAUGAAUGCUGUUCAUGCCAAAUUCGAUGAAGUCAAACUCGAAGUUGCAGAAAAGGACUCAUUAAUUAAGUCCACCCAGUUACAACUCUCCAAUGCAAAGAUUAAGCUCGCAGACAAGCAAGCUGCACUUGAAAAAUUACAGUGGGAGGUGAUGACGUCCAAUCAGAAAGUGGAAACACUCCAGCAAGAACUAGACUCCAUACAAGGAGGCAUUUCAUCAUUUAUGUUGGUAUUUGAAAACUUGUCAAAGAAUAAUUCCAUUCCAUAUGCUGAAGAUUACGAUAUCAAACCUUGCUAUUUGGACCAGCUUCCUGAUAUUGAUGAUUUAGAUGACACGGAGAUGCAAAAAAUGGAAGAAGCAAGAGAAGCUUACAUUGCUGCUGUUGCUUCUGCAAAAGAAAAGCAAGAUGAAAAAUCUAUUGCUGCCGCAGCCAGUGCCAGAUUGCAUCUUCAAUCAUUUGUUUUCAGAUCCAAUAAUAUGAAAGACGCAAAGGUUUCCCCAAGACAAAUACACUAACUUCUAUUCUUAUGAGCAAACUCUAGAGAAAGGCAUGAGAGCAUGUUCAAGGAGAAUCAGGCAUAUCCACUUGUGCAAUAUAUUCUGCAUACACUACCCAAGACAUGACCGCACAAAGUGUGCUGAACUAUGUUGAAAGUUCUCUUUAAUUAUUAUUUUAUUUUGCAUGUGUGUGUGUGUGUGUAUGGUUGCAGUAAGUUGCUUAUUGGAACUGGAUUGUGGAUGUAUUAUGAUUAUCAGUUCUAUGGUCUUUCGUUUUUCA
Molecule: messenger RNA, 1503 nt
Organism: Populus euphratica (Euphrates poplar)
Lineage: Eukaryota; Viridiplantae; Streptophyta; Magnoliopsida; Malpighiales; Salicaceae
Gene: MPB2C
Product: movement protein binding protein 2C
Exons: 5
Coding region: 171-1241 (356 amino acids)
Biological process (GO): plasmodesmata-mediated intercellular transport
Molecular function (GO): microtubule binding
Source: RefSeq, a predicted model, not a curated record